This is a messenger RNA of Silurus meridionalis, 1757 nucleotides long. It is a transcript of the gene fetub, whose product is annotated as fetuin B. Gene Ontology annotation, cellular component: extracellular region. The transcript has 7 exons. Lineage: Eukaryota; Metazoa; Chordata; Actinopteri; Siluriformes; Siluridae. Gene Ontology annotation, biological process: negative regulation of endopeptidase activity. Gene Ontology annotation, molecular function: cysteine-type endopeptidase inhibitor activity. The record is from RefSeq and is a predicted model, not a curated record. Bases 136 to 1671 code for a protein of 511 amino acids.
AGCAAAGGAGAGAAGGAGCUUUGUUGACCAACUGGGAGGUCACAGUGACCAAAGCUGGGGUGGUCGUAGGGGACUAUAAAAGUUUAAUGCUCUUUCCUCAAUGAUCAGCAGUGUGUAAAAGGCAGACACUCCAGCAUGAAGCGGUGUCUGCUGUUGUUGCUGGCGUUUGUGUGCGUGCAUGGUGCUCCUGCAGGCCCAUCACAGUCUUCUUGCAAGGAUGCAACCACUACCUUUGUUGCUUCAGAUGUAAUAAACAAAAUCAACCUGGAUCGCACCACGGGUUACGUCUUCAGCCUGGAACGUGUCAGCAAUGUCCAUCAGACACGCCACGGUGAAACUGGGGUGGUGUAUUACCUAACAAUUGAUAUCACUGAAACUGAAUGCCAUGUCCUUAGUAAGAAGAAUUCUAACGAGUGUGAGACUAGGAACAUUGGUGAAAACCCAGUGUAUGGUCAGUGUAAGGCUGUGAUCUAUGUAAAUAGACCUCAAAGAGUCUCUCGUCUCUACAAAUACAGCUGUUCCGUCAGGCCAGUCGCUGCCUCCAAAAUCUAUGCAGCGUGCCCUGAUUGCCCAGUUCUGUUCCCACUGGAUCAUAAAGAAGUAGAAAAGACGAUGAAGAUGGGUUUGGAGAAGUUUAAUAAGGAGAGUGGGCUCCCAAAUUACUUUGCUCCUCUUAAUAUUACAAGAGCAAUCUCACAGGGUGGUUUGAUCAUUAUGUACAGUGUGGGGUUCACCAUUCAGGAAACAGUUUGCUCCAACAAAACCGAUAUAGCUGAGGCUUCGAAUUGUGGCUUGAUGACUUGCGAGUUUGCACACAAAGGAUUCUGCGAAGCCACACACACUCUCUCCAAUGGUCAAGUAUACUUUAACUCUAAGUGUGAAAUCUAUGAACCUCAGACUGCAGAGGAGGAAAAGAAGAAGCAUUUGAAUGCUGACAAGAUAGACCAUCAUCAUGAAAACAUUGGUGGUGCAUCUCAUUCACAUGACCACCCUCACGAUCACACACGCCCCCAUCCCCAUCCACCUACACAUGACCAUGAUCACAGUGCUGACCACAAACAUGAUCACAAGCAAGAAGGAAAGCACAGCCAUGAUCACAGUAAAGAUCAUGGGCACCACCACACUCAUGAGCACCAUGAAGGACAAGGUAAAGCCCAUGGCCAUGCACACUCUCAUAAGCACAGCCACGAUAAUGACCAUGUCCAUGCACACCAUGACCAAGCCCACAACCACACACAAGACCAGGGUAUUCACCCUGCCCACCACAACUAUGGACAUGGCAAAAAUGAGACACAUGAGCAUGAUCAUGAGCUGGCUCUGGACCAUCAGCACAACCAUGGACACCUCCAUGAGCAUGAGCAUCAUCACCACCACCACGAGCACCCACAUGAAACCACUGUGAGGAAGCCAGAGGGAACUGUCGAAGUCCUCCCAUCACUGGAUAAACCCAUGAUCCUUCCUUCCUUUCCUGAUAAGAAAGAGAAAGAUGACAUUGCCACAGGCUUUCCCUUGCGCCCUGACCCAGAGAUACCAGGACAGAUGGAGCCUGCCAUUGGCAAAUUCCCCCAAACCCUGUCCCCCAACUGCCCAGCAGAGUUCAAGACCAAUAACAAGCUAAUUAUGGAUGCCUUUGCUGAGGAUCCAGCCUUUAAGGUCAAGCCAGCUGCAUGAAAUACUUCAGAACAGACUUUUGAUGUUUACUCUGUGUAGCAUAUGUGAAUAAUUAUUUGCUUGGUGCAAUAAAGCAUGUAAACCAA